Messenger RNA from Macadamia integrifolia, 1138 nucleotides. Its product is annotated as cold-regulated 413 plasma membrane protein 2-like. Lineage: Eukaryota; Viridiplantae; Streptophyta; Magnoliopsida; Proteales; Proteaceae. The record is from RefSeq and is a predicted model, not a curated record. The coding region runs from base 416 to 1024 and encodes 202 amino acids. Gene Ontology annotation, cellular component: membrane. The transcript has 4 exons.
GAUUUUAGGCAUCAGCACCUCGGACGAAGAAACCAAUGGUUUUGCAUAAUCCACGCCAAUCAGGAUAAACUCCGGUGACGCACAGAGCAUGGUUUUCCCAUGAAGCAUCCACGUGUCGUGCUUAUUCAGUAAAUGUCUGCUUUGAAAAUGGUAGCUGCUCUGGUUCCCCGUUACACUCGCUACAGUGUCUGACUCAGUUCUCUCUCUCUCUCUUUACAAAUCAGUAAGCAGUCUUCGCGAGAGUAGAACCCAAAUCAUUUCCAGAAGAAAAGCGGAUAGGUCGGGCUGUCGAGGAUCAGACUCUGUUUUCUCCGUUUCUUUGUUUCCUCUGUCUCUCUCAGAUUCUACCCUGCAACUACAAAUUCUGGUUCUGUAUUUUGCUACCUCUUUCGUUUUUCCCUUUUGUAUCUGAACAAUGGGGAGGAUGGGAUAUCUGCUCAUGAGAACUGAUCCAGCCACGAGUGAAUUGAUCCAUUCCGAUCUGAAGGAUCUCGGCAAUGCCGCGAAGAAUCUCGCCACUCAUGCUGUGAAGUUGGGAGGCCUAGGUUUUGGGACUUCCUUUCUUGAAUGGCUGGCUUCCUUUGCUGCGAUUUAUCUGUUGGUAUUGGAUCGAACAAACUGGAGGACGAACAUGCUGACUUCACUUUUAGUUCCAUAUAUUUUCUUCAGUCUUCCUUCAGUAUUGUUCAACUUCUUCAGGGGGGAGGUUGGAAAAUGGAUUGCCUUUAUUGCAGUUGUGUUACGGCUUUUCUUCCCACGGCACUUUCCAGACUGGCUGGAGAUGCCUGGAUCAUUGAUUCUUCUCCUGGUUGUGGCUCCAAGCUUCUUCGCGCACACCCUGAGGAACAGUUGGGUCUGCCUUCUGAUAUGUCUUGCCAUUGGGUGUUAUCUGUUACAAGAGCACAUCCGUGCAUCUGGUGGGUUCAGGAAUUCCUUCACACGGACCCAUGGUAUCUCCAAUACAUUGGGGAUUAUCAUUUUGCUGGUCUACCCUGUUUGGGCCUUGGUACUCUAUAUCCUGUAGGCUCUCUCACAUGCAGCUGUGGAUUAUACUCAGCUUUGCCGCAUGAGCAAACAUAUCUUUUGUGUCAUUUGCUAAAGUGGGCUAGUGUUUAUGUUUUCUUGCCCUUAAUUAUUU